AAUGCCACACAGUACACACAGAGAUACAGACAGUCUGAAAUAGACAGUCCUCUAGUGUAGAGAACUAAUGAACUCAAUAAUGGAGAACGGGAUGGAUGGUCUUCACCACUCUGGAGUCGAAAUGGUCCAAUACCUCCAGAUGAACUACAAGAGUUCCCAAGACUGGUUCAUGUUCAUCUCCUUUGCUGCUGAUCUAAGAAAUACUUUCUUCAUUUUUUUCCCCAUCUGGUUCCACCUUUGUGAGUCAGUGGGCAUCAAACUAAUCUGGGUGGCAGUGAUCGGGGACUGGCUCAACCUUGUCUUCAAGUGGAUUCUUUUUGGCCAAAGACCAUAUUGGUGGGUUCAUGACACAGAUUACUAUGGAAAUACAACAGCUCCAGUCAUUGAACAGUUUCCCGUGACAUGUGAGACUGGCCCAGGAAGUCCUUCAGGCCAUGCUAUGGGGUCUGCUGGAAUUUAUUACGUCAUGGUCACAGCCAUCCUUACAAUCAUGUUAAAGAAAAAGGAAUCCAUGUUUAAAAGCUGGUGUCUGCGUGGAGCACUUUGGAGUGUCUUUUGGGCGGUCCAAGUCUGUGUCUGCUUAUCUAGAAUCUUUUUGGCUGCACAUUUCCCACACCAGGUUGUAGCUGGUGUCAUUUCAGGCAUGCUAGUGGCAGAAGCAUUCCAUCACACACAAUCUAUCUACAAGUCCAGUCUCAAGAAAUACAUCCUUACCACCCUUUUCCUGUUUUCAUUCGCUUUGGGAUUCUACCUCAUUCUUAAGGCUAUGGGUGUGGACCUCCUGUGGACAGUGGAGAAGGCUAAGAAAUGGUGUGAAAGACCUGAAUGGAUCCAUAUCGACACCACUCCUUUUGCUGGUCUCCUUAGAAAUUUGGGCAUCUUCUUCGGCUUAGGGCUGGCUCUCAACUCUAAACUUUACCAAGACAGCUGUCAUGGCAAGCAAGGAAGCCAGUUCACCUUCCGAAUUUGCUGUAUCAUAGCUUCCCUUUUUGUUCUACAUCUCUUUGACUCUUUUAAGCCACCCACUAAAGUGGAGAUGCUUUUUUAUGCCCUUUCAUUCUGCAAAAGUGCUGCUGUGCCCCUGGCUGCCGUAGGAAUUAUCCCUUAUUGUGUUUCUCAGCUUCUUCACCAACAAAGUAAAAAGAUUCUCUAGGGUUUUUUAUUUUUAUUUUUAUAUAUUGCAUAGUUUUUUAAAUUGACAAAAUAUAAGCCAUUGGUACACACAGAAGACUCUUCCAGAUAUUGUCAUGCUGUCUUCCAUUAUGAGCACUAAUGUUUUUUAAAGAAUAUGAUUCGAUGAAAAGCAGAGACUCUAUUGCUUAGGAAUGUCACUUUUAACAGAAAGUAUUGUGACCAUCACCAUCAUGUUGAUGUUGUCAGAGGAUUUUAAAGUGACCCAUAAGUGGCGUGGACAUGUUGAGAAACCCUUGGAGCAUCAAAUUCAAAUAGUAGUAAAGAAGUAAUUGAAUAUUUCAUAAUAUAUUAUAUAAUAUAUUAUACAUUUUCUACAAUUUAGCUUCUUUUCGAAUUUGGAAUGACUUUUCAUAUUAUAUUCCCACAAUCCUUUUCAAGAAAACAGACUUUUAUGGCACAUCCAUUGAAGGAGUUACAAUAAUUAUCUAUCAAGCUGUUCUUAAUCUACAACUCCAGUCCUUGGCUUCCAGCUAACAGAUGUACCUGGACGUAAUGGUACUUUGGGUCUGAAAAUAAUAAGCAAGCUAAGGAUUUUGUAACCCAAUAUUAAUAUACAGGCAGUCAGAGAUGUAAUACUCUAAAUGGUUAAAAUGUGUCUGCUUUUUUAUAGUUAGUAUCUUUAUUAUUAUAUAUUUAUUCACAGAUUAGCACCUGAUGUUAUUUGGUUAUUUUAACCACAACAGACAUUGUUAACUGUGUAAAGUUUUUAAUAAAAAAAAAAAAUACACAUUA
Bufo gargarizans (Asiatic toad) is the source of this 1926-nucleotide messenger RNA. RefSeq names its product glucose-6-phosphatase catalytic subunit 1-like. Gene Ontology annotation, biological process: glucose 6-phosphate metabolic process; gluconeogenesis. Gene Ontology annotation, molecular function: glucose-6-phosphatase activity. The transcript has 5 exons. Gene Ontology annotation, cellular component: membrane. Lineage: Eukaryota; Metazoa; Chordata; Amphibia; Anura; Bufonidae. The record is from RefSeq and is a predicted model, not a curated record. Bases 68 to 1153 code for a protein of 361 amino acids.